CCACUAUGGCCACGCAGAACUCUGGAAAUGGACCAGAUGGAGCCCACCCGCCAAUCACCUGCUCACCUAUGGCUCAGGAGAGAGGGUUCAUGUCCAACAUGCAGAGGAACCAGGCUAGCUCCCAGUUUGCUUCUCCUCAGUCCGGACCUCCUAUGUCCCCCCACCCUUCCCCUGGGGGUCCAUUGUAUCCUGGGAUGGGUCCAUACUCCCAGAGCGGCCCCACAGGCCCUUAUGGACCUCAAGGAUCACAGUAUGGACACCAAGGUAAUUACCCUCGCUCCUCCAACUACAGUGGGACUGCCAGUACCAGCUAUAGCGGCCCCGGGCCUGGCAUGACCAACAGUCUGGGAAUGAACUCUAGCAGCCCCAUGCAUGGGCAGGGGCCUGGCCAGCCCAUACCUGUAGGACGCAGCCACGGCCCAGGCAGCCAGAACAGAGUGUACCCGCCCAUGGCUCCCAGCUCCCCCAGCAUGCCACAGCCAGCUGGGCCCGGGAUGGGCCCUCCUUCUCUGGGUAGCUCUAACCGCAAGGCCCAGGAGACAGCAGCAACUGCCAUGUCAGGAUCUGCUAACUCAACACACAACAGGCGGCCUCCAUAUGCGAACUCCCCAGUCCAGAUGCAUCCACCCCAAUCCACCUCCACCCACUGGCCCACGCUCUCCUCUACCUGUCCACCACCUUCACCUCCACCCAGACCUCAACAUCCACCCAUCCUGCCCCCCUCACAUUCACAGCACUAUAGGCAAGGCAGCUAUCAAGGCCCCGGCAUCAGCCAGGCGAGCACCAUGGCUACUACUGUCCCCUACAGCCAGCCAACGGGAAACAACAGUUCAGCCAUGGGCAACGCACAGGGUCCAGCCUACAGUAUGCCGCCUUCAGGAGUCAUGGGAAUGUCAGGAGACGGGAUGAUGAGCCCAGAUGGGAAACCGAAAACGGACGUAAAAGACGACAGCGGCCCCGCCAGCGAGCAUCACAAACCAAAGCUACAGGAUGGCUACAGCAACAACAACAGCAGCAGCAUCGGCUCCCAGCAGUGUGUGUCCCAGCCAGCUACGCCGGGAGGUGCCCUGCCCGUGCCCUCCCCGCUCUCACCCAGCCCAGCCAGCCUGUCCUCCUACCACGGAGAUGACAGCGACAGCAUCAGCAGCCCUCCCUGGCCCCUCAAGACCCCCUCCAGUCCUAAAGCCAACCCAAACUCCUCCUCCCUCAGUGGGGAGCGAAUCACGCGGCUGUUUGAGCUGGGCGUGGAGCCGGAGAGGCGGGGCUGGGUGGAGCGAUACCUGACCUUCAUGGAGGAGAGGGGUACACCUGUUGCCCAGCUUCCCACUGUGGGCAAGAAGCCGCUGGACCUCUGGAAACUCUACAUAGCUGUGCGGGAGAUAGGAGGCCUCGCCAUGGUAAACAAGAACAAGAAAUGGCGCGAGCUGUCCACCAACCUGAACGUGGGUACAUCCAGCAGCUCCGCCAGCUCGCUCAAGAAGCAGUACAUCCAGUAUCUGUUUGCCUAUGAGUGUAAGAUGGAGAGGGGAGAAGAGCCGCCGGCAGACAGCAGCAGCAGCGGCAGCAGCAUGGCUGGAGGGGACAGCAGGAAGCAGGUCAAGAUCCAGCCACCCUCACCUGCUAAUUCUGGUGGCUCCCUCCAAGGCCCACAGACGCCCCAGUCCUCUGGCAGCAGCUCUACAGCGGAGGCAGCAGGGGAUCUGAAACCCCCCACACCUGCUACCACCCCACUGGGACAGGUCACACCAUUGCCCCCCAACAGGAGCAGUGUGAGCAUACAGGACCCCUUCUCAGAGGUGAGCGACCCGGCCUUCCAGAAGCGUGCUACCUCCCUGCCCCCCUCAGGUCCUUACCAGCAAGGCCUCAGCAUGCCUGACAUGAUGAUGAGGAUGCAGUAUGACACCAAGGACCCCUUCGCCGGGAUGAGAAAGAUGGCAGGAGCUGAUCCCUACAUACCUGCCCAGAUGCCUGGCGGCGGUAUGCAGGACAUGUAUGGUCGACCCCCGUCAGCCUUGAGCAUGAGCCAACGGUCACAGUAUCCAUACGGCCCAGGCUAUGACAGGAGACCGGACCAUGUCAUGGGGAUGGAAGGGAGCAUGGGUCCCCCUGGGAGUCAGAACAACAUGGGACCUUCUAACAGUGAGGGCAGCAUGUACUCUCCCAGUAGAUACCCUUCACAGCAGAGACAUGAUGGCUACGGUCAGCAGUAUCCUGGCAUGCCGUAUGGGAUGCAUCCAUCUGGGAUGUACCCACAGCAACAGCAGGGCUACAAACGGCCAAUGGAUGGCAUGUAUGGCCCCCCACCCAAGAGACACGAGAGCGACAUGUAUGCCAUGCAGUACGCCAACCAGCAGCCGGACAUGUACAACCACUACGGGGGUGGGUACUCAGGCCCUGAACACAGACCCAUCCAGGGACAGUUUCCCUUCCCCUACCCCCGUGACCGCAUGACCCCCUCAGGUCAGAGCCAGCACAGUAUGAUGGCUGGUGGGCCCACUACUAACCAUGCUAACGAUGGCCCCAACAUGUGGCCGUCCAGGACAGACCUCGGCUAUCCCUACCCCAACAGACAGGGGCCGCCAUCACAGAUGCCACCUUAUGGCUCGAUUGGUAGAGAUGACAUGGACGGGCGGCCCGGGCAGGAGCAGUGGCACCGUCAGUCUCCCUACAUGUCAUCAUCAGGUGGCAUGCCUCCCCUGUCUUCACGCCAGCCAUCUUCUUUUUCCAACUCUCCAUCCAUGGCCAACCACCUGCCCAGAGCACCCAGCCCAGGGGCCUUCCAACGCUCCAUGGACUCUAGGAUGUCACCCAGCAAAGCACCGUUCAUGUCACCCAUGAAGAUGCCUAAGCCUGGGAUGACCAUGAUGGGCCCACAGGGCAGUGGACCCCUUGGUCAGUUUCCUCCCAACCUGAGGCGGGACCUCAACUACCCGCCAGGAUCAGUUGAGGCCACCAUGCCUAUUCUUAAGCCCCGACGCAAGCUCACCUCCAAGGACACUGGAACGCCUGAGGCCUGGCGUGUGAUGAUGUCUCUGAAGUCUGGCCUGCUGGCAGAGAGCACAUGGGCUCUAGACACCAUCAACAUCCUGCUGUACGAUGACAGCACUGUGGCCUCCUUUAACCUCUCCCAGUUGCCUGGAUUCCUCGAGCUGAUUGUGGAGUACUUCCGCCGUUGUCUGAUCGAGAUCUUUGGGAUCCUGGAAGAGUUUGAGGUGGGGACCGUGGCUCAGAAAAGCCUUUUGGACCCUGCUGCUAACCAGAAACAAGAAGCCAUCCCUGACCAGGAAAGAGACUCUGGUGUUCAACCUGAAGCUGAGCCAGGUCCGGCAGCAGAGACGCGGGUGGAGCAAGCAGGAAGCGCCAUGGAGGAAGCUCUACCUGUCACUGCAGAGCCAGCGUCGGUGGAGGUGAACGGUGAGACGGAGGAGUCUGAGGUGAGCGUAAAGAAGGAGGACAAGAGUGAAGAGGACAGAGAGAAAGAGGGGAAAGACGAGGAAGAGAGUGAAAAAGGAGCAGAGAGUAAAAAUGAGUGUGUUUCCCAGCCUGCAGCAGAGCUAGAACCUAAAGCUAAACAAGCCAGUAAAUAUGAUAAGCUCCCCAUCAAGAUUGUCCACAAAGAGAACCUGAUUGAAGACAUGACUGAGCACUUUGGUUACGUCACUGAGUUCACCAGCGGGUUGCUUCACUGGCAGGCGGGUGGAGGUGAUUCCACCGCACACAUUCAAACACAAUUUGAACCUCGGAGUGACCCACCUGCCAAGGCGGAUGGAAAGACAAGAAAAGAAAACAAAGAGGAAUACAAGGUGGACGAUGGAAAGAAGCAGCCACUGAAACAUAUCACUGCUACUAUUGAUGAUGUUCUGUGCGCACGGGUCGACGCCCUUUCGUAUGCUCACCCCGCACGCUCCUUGCCAUCCUACCCCUUCAGGGUGCAUCUGGAUGGGGAGCAGGACCACAUCACCUUGCUGGAGGAUGAGCCUCGCUGCCUGGACGAGGCCCCGCUCUCCACAGCCUCCGCCUGGCAGGACUCGCUGGCCAAGCGGUGCCUCUGCGUCUCCAACAUCGUCCGGAGCCUAUCCUUUAUCCCGGGAAAUGACUUGGAUAUGUCACGCCACCCUGCUCUGGUUCUACUUCUGGGCAGGCUGCUCCUGCUGCACCACCAGCACCCGGAGAGGAAUAGGUCGCCCCCUAGCUACCAGAGAGAUGAGCAGCAGGAGAAGGGGCUGACGAGUAGCAAAGAGGAGUGGUGGUGGGAGUGCCUGAGUCUGCUCAGGGAGAACGCCAUGGUCACUCUGGCCAACAUCUCGGGUCAGCUGGAUCUCUCCACCUAUCCAGACACUAUCUGCCUCCCCAUCUUGGAUGGCCUUCUUCACUGGAUGGUGUGCCCUUCAGCUGAAGCCCAGGACCCGUUCCCAUCAGCAGCACCCCACUCCCAGCUCACUCCCCAGAGGCUGGUGCUGGAGUGCCUCUGCAAGCUGAGCAUCCUGGGCGACAAUGUUGACCUCCUGCUAGCUACACCGCCUUUCAGCCGACAGGAGAAACUCUUCACUGUCUUGGUCCGGUACGUGGGUCAGAGGAAGGCCCAGGUGUACAGAGAGAUGGCUGUGGCUGUUCUCUCCCACCUGGCACAAGGAGACACCACAGCGGCACGUGCCAUAGCCAUGCAGAAGGGCAGCGUGGGUAACUUGGUAGGCUUCUUGGAGGAUGGUGUUAGCAUGGCGCAGUACCAACAGAACCCUCACAGCUUGCUGCACAUGGGUCACCCCCCUAUGGACCCACCUAGCAUAAACAUGAUGUGCAGAGCAGCUAAAGGCCUGUUGGCUAUGGCUAAAGUGGAGGAGAACAAGACAGAGUUUGUGCUGUAUGAAAGCAGAUUAUUAGACAUCUCCAUUUCCUCGGUGCUCAACGCGGGAGUGGUGGGUGUUAUUUGCCAAGUUCUUUUUCACUUAGGGAAAUCAUGACAAGAGGAGAGGCAGGACUCACAAGGCAAACGCUAAAGUGGACUAGAUAUUUCUGUGGUUUUCUAUUUUUAUUUAUCAAAAUGACAGAAAAUGUUUGUUUUUUUAAAAAGAAAUAUCCACAUAAACAAAAUAUCUCUAUAUAUGUAUAGCUUCUGGGCCCUGUUAAAAAAGUGGGUUUGGGAUCUGAAAGCUCAUUUUAAUACAGAUAUUUAAUACCUGCUGGUGUUCGAUUGCUACGUUUGAUAUUUUGUUUGGCAUUUGUUUUUGUUUGUUUACUUUUUCAGCCAAAGCUGCCACCAGAUUUUGGUGCUGAAUUACGUGGGUUCUUUUGAGGCGAUGAGUCGUUGAGAUGUUUUUCAGUUUUAUAAACGCUAUUACACUCGUCAGCAUUUUGUUAAUGGAGAGUAUUUAUUUAAAAUGUGACACUGUACAGUAGUUUCAACUUUUUUGCCAACACUUAUGGGGGGAAAAAACACUGACUUUUUAAAUUGAAAUGUAUAUGUCUCCAUCGCUGGAAGAUAAAUUGUGCAAUAGAACUAGAGCAAGUUGUCCCUUUUUUGAGAACAACCAGAAGAUGUAAAUCUUUAAAGACACCUGCAGUGUGUGCUUUAGGCCAUAAGGAGGCAGCAUUGCACCAGCCAAUCAACAUGAGAGAGCGUCUGUCAAAAGAAGUGUCUAAUUUAUCAAUCAUAGCCUCAAUGACUUUCACAGAUGGACUUUGUGUUUCCUAAGCACUUGUGUUAUGUCUGUAUUUUUUCAUCACUGUGUAUAUAAACCGUUGUACAAUGGACACACAUGAUUCUUUCAGUCUCAAUCAAGCAUAGCAACAGAUGGGACUUUCUGACUAUUAUAACAAAUGCUUUUAUUGUUGGUAAAAUUUGUUAUUGUUAUUAUACAUAUUUUGUUAAUGGGGUCAAAUAUUUGAACAUGGCAGAUGUAACUGAUGUUUCAAUGUAAAAAUUCCUGUAUGCAUUGUAUUAUAGCUGAGAAAACAAUCGCUUUGGUAAACAAACGUGGAAGUGCCAGGGUGAGGGGAUAUCUAGGCGAGGUGACUUAAGAAAACUGAACACAUUUCUGUUUGUUACUGUCCUCCAUUCAUGUCAACGGGCAUAUUUUUGAAUCUAGAUAAUGCUCCAAAAGAAACGUGUGAAAAAGAACCUUCAAAAUGUCCUGAAAGCUCACUGUAAAAUUUGCCUUUUUUCGUAUGACUCCAUGUCUCUCUUUUAUUCAGUAUACACAUUUAUACUCUGUGCUGCACAUGUCACAAAUAAAUGUACGAUGAACAUCGUUAAGCACCGGAGACGUUGCAUUAUGUCCAGACAAUCUUAGGCCAAUAAAACGAACAUCAACUGCUUA
This is a messenger RNA of Micropterus dolomieu (smallmouth bass), 6317 nucleotides long. Its product is annotated as AT-rich interactive domain-containing protein 1B-like. The transcript has 17 exons. Gene Ontology annotation, molecular function: DNA binding; nucleosome binding. Gene Ontology annotation, biological process: chromatin remodeling; regulation of transcription by RNA polymerase II; positive regulation of DNA-templated transcription. The record is from RefSeq and is a predicted model, not a curated record. NCBI's taxonomy places the organism in Eukaryota, Metazoa, Chordata, Actinopteri, Centrarchiformes, Centrarchidae. Gene Ontology annotation, cellular component: nBAF complex; nucleoplasm; brahma complex. The coding region runs from base 6 to 4961 and encodes 1651 amino acids.